GGGAAAGUGUGGAAGAGGACUAGGAUCCAAAUUGGCGUAUUUCCCGACCUUCGCUGCUCUCUCGGCCCUUCCGCCAGCCUCGAUACCAGGGUGUAUCUCCCUUACUUCAUCCCUGAAACAGCCUCUUUAACCCGUUUAAAUGAGAAUGUCCUUGGCCCAGAGAGUACUGCUCGCCUGGCUUUUCACACUGCUCUUCUUCAUCAUGUUGGUGUUGGAACUGGAUGAGAAGGCACCCUGGAACUGGUUCCUCAUAUUUAUUCCAGUCUGGAUAUUUGACACUAUCCUUCUUGUCAUGCUGAUUGUAAAAAUGGCUGGACGGUGUAAGUCUGGCUUUGACCCCCGACAUGGAUCACACAAUAUUAAAAAAAAAAAGCCUUGGUACCUCAUCACAAUGUUACUGAAGUUAGCCUUCUGCCUCGCACUGUGUGCUAAACUGGAACAGUUUACUACCAUCAGUCUCUCCUAUGUCUUCAUUCCUUUAUGGGCCUUACUGGCUGGCGCCCUAACAGAACUUGGAUAUAAUGUCUUUUUUGUGAGAGACUGACCUCCGAAUACAUCAUCUCAUUUAUGUUGCUGUUCAACAAGCUCUACAGUAUUUUAAAUCUUUGCAAGUUUCAAGAAUAACAGAACCAAGGGAAAAUACCAAGUGUAGUCUUAAACUACUAUAAAACAGGAUUUGUGCGGCAUGAACUUGUAGCCAACCCAAAGCUAAAUUAUUGAAUAUUCGAGUUGAUAUCUUUAUUAUCCCUGUGUAAAUAAAGCUUGUUUCUGACCU
Messenger RNA from Rattus norvegicus (Norway rat), 775 nucleotides. Its product is annotated as transmembrane protein 60-like. The record is from RefSeq and is a predicted model, not a curated record. Lineage: Eukaryota; Metazoa; Chordata; Mammalia; Rodentia; Muridae.